This is a messenger RNA of Paramisgurnus dabryanus, 6233 nucleotides long. It is a transcript of the gene gatad2b, whose product is annotated as GATA zinc finger domain containing 2B. The record is from RefSeq and is a predicted model, not a curated record. Gene Ontology annotation, cellular component: NuRD complex. Gene Ontology annotation, biological process: negative regulation of transcription by RNA polymerase II. Lineage: Eukaryota; Metazoa; Chordata; Actinopteri; Cypriniformes; Cobitidae. Gene Ontology annotation, molecular function: sequence-specific DNA binding.
GCUUCUUGUCCCCUCCCCUCCAGACACAGACAACAACAUACACCUUAAUAGGGGCGCGUCUCCGACACAGCCGCCGACCAAUAACCCGUCUGUCUGGGCAGAGACCAAGGGGAUGAGCGCUCGCCGAGGCCCAAUCAGCGCUUUUGUGUUGCCUGCCGGUGCCGGGGACUGGUCGUGAAGAGCUACAGCAGCGCUUCAGGAUCGGAGAGUGAACCCGGAGCCAGUGGAACCUGAAGGGUAAAGGCGAGUCAGGAUGUCUGAGGAGGCGUUGAGGCUGAACCUGCUGAAGCGGGGUCUGGAGGCGCCGGAUGAGCGGGAGGAGGCCCUUGCCAAGCGCCUAAAGAUGGAGGGUCACGAGGCCAUGGAAAGGCUGAAGAUGCUAGCCUUGCUUAAACGAAAGGAUCUUGCUGCCUUGGAGGGGGCAGCGGUGGCAGCGGCCAUGGCAGAGGGCAAAGGCCCCGGUGGAAGUCAGGGGCUGAUGGGAGCCGUGGCCUACGAGGAGAAAAUGAAUGGAAGCUUGAGAGUCGGGGGCCAUGGGGGCCCCAGCAAGAAUGGGAAGGAAAACAUAGUGGAUGAACCAGUCGACAUGAGCGCAAGAAGAAGUGAAAUAGUUAGGGAGCGACGCACUCCAUCACCAGACGUCAUCAUCUUAUCAGACAAUGAGGCGUCCAGCCCCAGGAGCACGCCAUACCCUGAGGAAAAACAUCAUCAAGCUAACUUAGAGAUGUUCAAGGGGAAAACCGGCGAUGAGCGGCAGCAGAUGAUCAAAGCUCUCCGAGAGGAGCUCAGGCUGGAGGAGGCCAAGCUGGUGCUCCUGAAGAAACUGAGACAGAGCCAGAUGCAGAAAGAGAAUGUGGUGCAGAAGGUGCCAGUGGUCCAGAAUGCCCCAUCUUCGGUGCAGCCGUCACCCAUGCACAGCUCUCAGGGGCUGGGUAAACUACCGGUACGGCCAGGCAUGCACUCAUCUGAGCCUCAGAAUCUGCGCACUGCACAGGGCCACACAGUAAUCAGGUCGGCUGCCAAUGCAUCUUUGCCUCCCAUGAUGAUGUCACAGCGGGUUAUUGCGCCCAAUCCUGCCCAGCUUCAGGGUCAGAGAUUGCCCUCCAAGCCUGGCAUGGGCCGAUCCUCCACAGGUGGUUUGGGUAACGCAGUGAGCUAUCAGCAGGCUGCCAGCCAGCAGGUGGGGGUCUCGCAGCGUUCAGGUUCCUCUGCUAUCUACAUGAACCUGGCACACAUGCAGGCAGCAGGAGCUGGCGUGGGGGUGAGUGUGAGCGGUGUGGGUGCCGUCAGCCCCUCCACCCUAUCCAGCGCCUCCAGCGUCGCUUCUUUGAACGACCAGGCCAGCAGUCAAGCAGCUGCUAAACUGGCCCUGCGUAAGCAGCUUGAAAAGACCCUGUUGGAGAUACCUCCACCUAAACCUCCGGCACCCCUGCUGCACUUCCUACCCUCCGCUGCCAACUCUGAGUUCAUCUAUAUGGUGGGCCUGGAGGAGGUGGUGCAGAGCGUCAUUGAUAGUCAGGGUAAAAUGCGGGGGUCACUGCCAAACGUGGAGCCGUUCUUCUGUGCUCAGUGCAGGACCGACUUCACUCCACACUGGAAGCAGGAAAAAAGCGGACGCAUCCUCUGCGAGCAGUGUAUGACGUCCAAUCAGAAGAAGGCCCUGAAGGCCGAGCACACCAAUAGGCUGAAGAAUGCUUUUGUUAAAGCUCUGCAGCAAGAACAGGAAAUUGAGCAGAGGUUGCAGCAGCAGACUGCUCUGUCCCCUAGCUCGGCUCAGACUGUGCCUAGCGUGAGCAAAGGGGAGACUAUGAUCCGACACCAUGCCCUCAGACAGACUCCUCAGCCACAGGCUUCUCUGCAGCGGGGUCUGUCCAGCUCGGCGCGAGGUGUCCUGUCUAACUUCGCCCAGGCCUCUCAGCUCUCUGUGGCCAGCGGGUUGCUGGGUAUGACAAGCAAACGCUGUGGCGGAAGCAGCAGUACCAGCAGCAGCAGUCGGGCCCAGCAUGACAACCGCAGGCAGAUCUACAAUAUUCCUGGUCUGAAUAUUGCCUAUCUAAAUCCAGGAGCCAUCGGGGGCCACAAGGCAUCCAGCCUAGCGGACCGUCAACGGGAGUAUCUCCUCGACAUGAUUCCCCCACGCUCCAUAUCCCAGUCCAUCACUGGGCAGAAAUGAGCCCUGACGGGACUGCAGUUCCCCCUCGGACGCCCUGCCACCCCUCCGUUCGACAUCAGAACGUCCCCAUCCCCCACCCUCCCCGACACAUACACACACGCACACCAUCACCCCAUCGCAUGCAGUGCCUGUUCGUGUGCCUACCCGACUAACCCAUAAGAACAGCUCAAUCAGUCAAGACUAUAAACACCAGACUGUCAGUGCAUCUCAGACUUCGGUUUCCUACUAUAGCAAAGCUCUUUAUUGUUAUCUCAACUUAUUAUUGCUGUUGUUAUUGCUACUCUUAUUAUCACAAUUAUUAUUAUUAUUAUUAGUAGUAUUAUUAUUGUUGCUUCUGUUACAGUUAAUCUUAUUACACUUAUUCGUAGGUUUAGUGGUUUUUUGACAUCUUUUACGUUCUUGCCAUGUUAUGCAUUUCAUUUUAGAGGAAGGACGCCAUAUUGCAGGGUCACUUAUAAAUAUAAACCUUUGUUCUUGUUGUUUAUUUUGAAGCGUCCUCCCCUCAGUCGCCCCUGUAAAAUGACACGUGUUCUCUCUCAUGUUGUAUCUUGAGUUUUGGUUUCGGAAUGGUGGAAGCGUUCUCGCCCGAGAGAGCAGAAUCUUUGUAGCGUUAAAUAUUUGAAACUACAAAGUCCUCCCGCAAGGACCUUUUCUACAUAUGGGUUCAGAAGAACCGAGACAGACUCGUGUACAUCGAUCAGAUUGAUCCUGAUGCAGAGUGGUGCUGAUCUAGUCAUCGAUGAGUCUACCUUGAGAAGGCCACGUGGCUACAAGUGAACACCCAGCGUUAUCUGCGGAUUGACUUGUGAAACUGAUUGCAUACAGAGGAAAAGAUGUGAUGCCAUCUAACGGAGAGAAAACCAAAAGGCCUGUACGGAUACCGAGUAGUCCCCUGCUGUUUGUGCAGUAAAAAAAAAUCAGAAUUGGAGGCCCGUUACAUUGCUUAACACAUAUGUAUGUGCCCACAGAGCAGGAUCUCCUAUUUCUCUCUCAAAACCUUCACUUUUAAAGAUUGCGGUGAUACAAGAUUGUCAUCACUUGUUUUGUGGCGACGUCAUUUCACUGCACAGCUAAGAAUGAAGCCAGAGAGUUCCAUCACCAUGAACAAUGUCUCCUUUUGAUUUGUGUUUCGGUUUUGGUGUAAUUGAUUUAUUUUGUUUCUCUGUACCUUCUUGUCUUUUUUUAGUUUUUUUGGGCGGCGUCUCCAGCUAAAAUGGUUAUGUAUCUGAAAGGUACUUUCCACAGGAGACGAUAAUCAAUGAAAUGGCAAAUAUAAGUGAAAUUCUUCAAAAUAUGGUUGAUGCAUAGAUUGUUCAAGUGAGAAGGCAUUGACAAGGAUCAAUCAUCGUGUUUGAAGCAAUGCACAUGAAAUGCCUCCAUUAUGGAGGAGCACUUUUCUUCUUAAGAAUUGAAAAAUGGUUAAAAAAAGUAGGACAGGAAUGUUUUGACUCACAGGAUGUCAAGAUAUGGAUGCCAUCGGAUAUCUCAGAGAGAGUUAGGAGAAAGACUUAAGUCUCUGUUUUGCAGUGAAGCUCAUCUUUUCAAUUGAGAUCUGCUUUUUGACUUCAUCAAAACAAAUGCAUUUCAAGUUAUGGUACAUAUGUUGAUGUUUCAGUAAGCGGGCAAUGUAAGCAGUGUUUAGUCAUUAUGCAGUAUUAGUGAUCAAGGGGUUAUGUGCAGGAAAAUCCUGCAUUCUGAUCACACCAUUGAUGGUCACAUUCAAAAUAAAUGCAAUCUCUCUCACAUAUUCGGAUAGCAAUGCUUGUGCUUUGUGUUUCAGUAAUGUGAACUGUGAGGUCUGAUUGACUCAUCGAAAGGGACAGUGAUGGGUUAGGGUUUAGCACUUAAAUUUUUUUUGUCCAGUCUAAGCAUGUUUGGUCCUUCAGACUUUGAGGUCUGUCAUCCAGGUCACACUUAAUAGUUUUGAAUACGCUCACAAGCUAUGAUGUGAGUUUUAAAUGUUUUCUAAAAGUGAUGAAUUAAUGAAAAUAAAUUCAUGCAUAGCAGUCAUCUGUAUAAUCACUGUUUUAUUCCUUUUUAUGGCGUCUUGUAUAUUGCCACUGAUUUGUGGCAGAACGAUGCAACUUUUGAACAAAACAAUUUUUAAGCUACCUUGGAUUAAAUUUGGAGGUGCAAUAUUAGAUGGUAGGAUGUUUACAUUUUUAUUUUAUUUUUUGUGAUGAUCAUGAAUCGGUCCCUUUUAGUCAUUCUGUUUAGUAAUGGAUGAUUUUAUCUUUAGUCCAAUUUUAUAAACCAUUUUUUUACGCUUUAGUUUUGAAUAUUAGGGUGUUUAUAGUAAACUAAUUUCUCUCUCCUGCUCUCUCUCGUAGACUAUAUUAGAUGCAUCCAUAUACCUGUGUUCAUAUUUACGAGAACGUUGGAUUUUGAAGUUUAACUUCCUUUGACUCCUUGAUUAAGUUCCAUUUGUUUGGUUGUUUAAUUUCAGCUGUUUCUUAAUAAAAUAAAAUAAAAAAAUCAAAUUUAAUCAAAAAACAGAUGUAUGAACAGAUGAUGACACGAUAUUUGCUAGGUCAGAAGUAAUAAUGACUUAUUGUACAUAUGCUUUUUUUCUCCCUUGAAUUAAAAAUAAUGAAAUGAAAUUAAAAUGGUUGUAUAUUGUGUAGAAAAGCAAACAAAAAGCCAUGAAUAUUGUGAAGCUUGUCAUUUCGUUUUGUGAUCACUGUGUAUUAUUGUGUAACAAAUGUGCAAAAUGUAUGGGAUUAUACUUCUCUUGUUUUUGAAUGAGCUCUUUAGAUGCAUUUUCUCCCCGGCUGUACGUUUUUGUAGUAUGUAGUAUUUGCAGAAGAAAAAAGUUCAUUGUUCUGGUGGAGCGUUUGAUCCAUUCUGUAGUCUUUGGACUGGGACAUGAUGGGACAGUCUUGUUUGUUACUUUUUCGGUUACCUCUUUUCUUAUUUCGAGGUUAUGUAGAUGAUGUUCAGUGAGUUUUUUUCUCUUAAGAUGUCCCAUACAAAGUGUUGGUCUUGCAGGACACGGACUGGAUGAAACAUCUGACAGUAUUACCCCUUACUUGACCAAAUCCAAAGCGAUUGUGUAAAACAAAGCACUCGAAUGCUCAACAAUGUUGCAUUUAGCUAAAGGACUGGGUGCAGUAAACUCUACAGGGAGGAUAUUUUUGUUUUCUAUUGCUUACAGGCCUUCCUCAAUAUAUCCCUAUUUCUUUUUUCUCUGUCUCUCUUUGGAAAAUCACAAUGCUCUUAUUUUUUUCAUGAAAGAUUGUAUACAUUGUAUACGAUGGGAAAAUAUUUUUUGCUUGUUUUUGACUGUUCCAAUGCUUAUUGCCUUCAGCCUUUAAAUCAUACGAUUCAUAAAAAAAAUGAAUGGACAGUUUGCACACAUGCAAGUAUUGAUGCUAAGGUUUGUGACAUUAUUACAGUAGAUUUAAAUUUUAUGUCAUGGAUUCACUGUCCAUAAUCUCUGACUGGACAAUCAGCUUUUCUGGAGUUCUAGCGCCGGGGUUUACAUCCCCCUACCAUGUGAUUUUUACUUUUUCUCUGUCUCUUUUCUUUUUCUCUCCCUCUUUUGGCUAUUUUUCUUUCUUUUUUUAUAUUUGUUGCAAGUACAGGUCAUUUUUGUUAAAUUGGGAGAGAGUUUUGGCUCGUAGAUUCUUCUGAAAUUUCAAAUGUUUUUAAAUAGACUUUAGCUGCAAUUUACCCAGUUUGAAUUUUAAAGCAAAUGGCAAUAUGUUGAAAUCCGUUUGUAAAAAAAAGACUAUGAUUAAUUAAUGUGUACAGUUUAAAAAAAAUGAAGUAUUAAAGAUUGGCUUAAACAAUUAUUGAUUUUAGUCAAGGAAAGAAGUGCGUUUUGUCAAGUUUUUAUUUUCAUUUAGAACUUUAAUCCAGACCUUUUGCACAUCCUUGAUAUUUAACUGUCUAAAAUGGAGAUGGAAAAAAUGCUGUUUGAUUACUGCCGGUUGAUUAACAACAAUUAUGCAUUGACUGAAAAAAAUAAGCUAAUUUUGGAGGAAAUAACUUUGUAAUAUUUAUCACUUGCAAGCUAUGUUUAAUAAAGGAUGGAACAGUUUAUCUCUGACUGUCUUAA